Molecule: messenger RNA, 1917 nt
Organism: Cantharellus anzutake
Lineage: Eukaryota; Fungi; Basidiomycota; Agaricomycetes; Cantharellales; Hydnaceae
Exons: 9
Coding region: 1-1917 (638 amino acids)
Source: RefSeq, a predicted model, not a curated record
AUGCUGACAGUGGAGUCCCAAUCUCAACCCAUUUUGCAAGGUCAAGAUGUAACAGGUGAACGAUGGCCCUUUGAUACAAUAGAUGCAUCAGAAAUUGACAUGCUGCAUGCUGAUCUUGAGGCCAAGGACCAAGAAAUCGCGAGGCUGAAGGCAACACUUAAGGAGGUGUUAGUGCCAAAAAAGUCGCCGGGACCUCAACAACCUUCUGUCAAAAUGACAAACGAUGAGCAUCAUAUUGCUGAUGUUGCCCGUCGUUAUGCAUUCACUGUGAAUGCAUACUUUGGUCCUCAGCUGUUCCGGGUUCACCUAAGUGCAGAAUGGAACCCAGAAAGGCGAUGGGAUUGUGAAUUUAUCGAGGAGGGCCACCUACGUGAAUUCCAAGACUGGCCAAUGCUACCAGAUUUGAUAAGAAAUCAAAUUUCUCAAUGGGCGAUUCAGAAAAGGAUUACCAACAGCACGGGUGAAAUACGGCAUCGACUAAAGCACUGGAUCCUCGAGAAUGAUUUAACCGGUAGGCUUAUCUUCCCGUUCUGGGAUUGGAUGGAGGGGCCUCUUUGGGGAUGUGAAAUGGCAAAAGUACUACGGGGAAUCCGGGACCCAAAAGGGAAAUAUCCAGAUAAUCCCCCAGUCUUGUUCCCCCCCGAACACAAAGAUGAUCCACGGUUCCUGAUGAACUCACCCUAUGUCACCGAGGGAAUCAGGGCACUACUGUUUGCCACUGGUACACCACUGUUUAAUACUGAUGGCGAUGAUAUCACUCUUGAUCAAUUGGCAUGGAACCACUGUGCAGCAAAUUGUACAGCGAAGAAGUAUAACAUAGUCGAGGUUACCCCUGGACUUGUAGCAUUGUCUGCUGUGUCGAUGAACAAUGACGAAACGGAAAUGAAUCUUGAUUUUGAGAGACAGCUGGAGGAGAGCAUGAGGGGCAGGAUUCUCCCAGGUGGUGGUUCAGCUCAUAUAUCAGUCUCUGAACAUCGUGGAAGUCAAGGGCCUCAAAUACUGCCCCUUUUCAUUAGCGAUGAUGACACUCUCACUUUGAUUUCUGGCAGUGAAGAUGGGCCCCGUGUCAGUAAUAAUGGGGCUCCUAAUGAUGCCACAACUUGUAACAAUGCCACCACUCAGCAGGAGAACAGCCUCUCUCUGGAUGAGCCUGAAGCCAAAGGAUCAUCGCAUCGCCCAUCAGAUUUGGACUUAGGUGCUUCAGAACUUCAAGAAAGUCCACAAAAAAGCAUGCAACGCAGAUUACGGAGCCAGAGGCUGGGUCCGAAAAGACAUGAGGAUGCUUGUGAUGACCAGUGUGAGGUUGCUAUGCUUCGGAAGGAGAUGCAAGAAUCAGAAAACCAACAAUUAAUGGGAGGCUUUAAGUGUAGAAGAGAGGACACCUUUACCUCAAACAGCCCUUCUGCUGGCUAUUCCCAUACUACUCCUGUGCCUACACAGGCUGGAGCUUCUCAGAUGGAAGCUUCUGGGGGUCCUGAAACAUCACCCCCCAGUCUGAUGUGGAGUCAAGAGCCUAUGCAGGAGGGAAGUGUGGCAGGUGGACACCCACACUCAGAUAUGCAAUUAUUGCCAAGUGAGGAUUCCUGGAUACGUGUUGAGUGUCACCCUCGAUGUCCUGAGAUGUUGGAUGCAACUUCCCGCUUAUCGCAGAUUUCGAGCGAUAUGGAGCCCUAUCACCUGUUUACAUCCCUUGAAGACUUUAUCUUUGCAGACAACUGUGUCCGAAACCUUGUCAAGGCCGAGGCAAUUGACAUAUUUCUUCAGCAACAUGCGCAAAUCCCAAAUUCCCCCAUUACGCUAAAAAAUUCGAAACAAAUGUUCAAUAUACUCGAUCACGCUGAAAGAGAGAACAAAGGAAGGUCAGUUGGGAGGUUCAAACGAGACCACCACCAAGCUGUUCCCUGGUUCUUUAGUUAG